UGAACAAGUUGUGGUCGUGUGUAAGAGCGUAAAGUUUUAGACUUCCAGCAGAAACUCCAUCAUAUCUGACCAGGCUACGGGAUAUUUCCAUUGCCGAUGUCAAGCCUUGACGUGCUAACGACUGGCGCGUCGACGCGUCUCGCCGUCCCGGCUACUGUCACCUUGUGUUUCUAUGACUCAGUUGAAGCCGACAGUUGUUUGUGCGUUCAUCAACCUUUACCAACGCGUCCGCUAUACUGCCAGCUCUCUUCCAAUGGCUGCUGUACCUCCAGUUCUUCACGGUUCGGGUAUGAACCUCGAAGUGUUCAAAUGCCUCGAGGCCUGGUGGGCAUCAAAAGACAAAGAUGGGCACAACGUGUCUAUCGGUGAUUUUGGGCGACUCACGGUCGCCUACGGUCUCCAGAUGAACGACCUGAAAUCUAUCAGAGCAAGUAACAUGCGCCUUAACUCAAUGAUCGACAGUUUGAAAGUGGAAUCAAAACUGUUAAAGGAGCGAAACGAAACUUUGCAAGAGAACAUUAACGAGGCUGAACUGACUGAAAAGAAAACGAGAAAGGAAGUUUUAGCGCUGGAAAAAGAUAGAAAAGAUUUCGUGGAACGAAUGGCUGCUAUGGAGAAGAGAACGACGACCCUAUCAAAACAGAUUGAUACCUUCCGAGUCCAGGCAAAGGCACUUGCGGCGCAAGCUCAACAACGUCGUCUAGAAAUCGUGUCUGUGGCUUUCGGGAAAACAUCUUUCGUUGAAGAAUUCUUUGUUCCAACUCGCCUCGUAUUCGACGAACCUACACAAAUGAUGGCUAAACUGCCCUCUGAACUCAGACAGUCUCUGAGUAUAUAUUUCCUUCCUUGCCCCCCUCGAUCCAUGCCUCUCCACAUCCCCAAGAUAGCUCAGGCAGGGUACUGGUUUCAUCCUCCCAUUAUCACACCCGAAGGAAGUCCAGUGGAACUGGUUGUAGAGGCAAAAUCUCACGAGUGGCUAUAUUUGGGUCAAUACCUUUGUGCCCCCUUCGAUGGCGAGGACAUGAAGCUUUCCGAAUGGAUCGAAUUAGAUCCUCUGACUAAAAAUGCCUAUUGUGCUGCCGUCAGUAGGACUCUGAAGGAGAAACACGAUCAAGAAGUCUCCUGCGUCGACAUACAACAGCAGCUGGAUUCAGGGGAGUACGCUCCUCCUUGUUAUAGCUUACAAUGCGUUGGAUACGACUUGGCAUUACAAGGAGCUUUGAUUAAAGCGUCGGCUUCGCCCUGCCUCAAGGGCACACAUCCGUCAGUAUCAGAAGUGUCCCAGUCAGCAAAGUUCUAUGCACCAGUCUCGCUGGCGGUGGAAAGUUAUCAUUCUCGCUUGAGCCCUCCCGUACCGUCCGCGACCCUGGACCCAAAAGCUAGCGCAGGACAGAGACAUCCCGCAGCGCUUCUCUCUACGAAAAAGUGUUGUCAUCCGGAUGACGAAGUGAGUGCGACGAAGAAGGCACGAGUGGACGGUAGGGAGGUUGAAGGUUCACAAUAGAGACUUAGGUUUCCACGGCUGGUUGGACUUUCUGAGACUGGUUGCCUUGGAUGCUUUAUGGCCAUAAUCUGUAUCAUGAUCGUGACAAAUCUGUACUUCGGGGAAACUGUAAAAGGGUGGAUCAUACUGUGAAAAAGGAAAGAAUAUCGAGAUUUCUUGCGUAUGCGUAAAUGGC
Guyanagaster necrorhizus is the source of this 1679-nucleotide messenger RNA. RefSeq lists its product as uncharacterized. The transcript is spliced from 8 exons. NCBI's taxonomy places the organism in Eukaryota, Fungi, Basidiomycota, Agaricomycetes, Agaricales, Physalacriaceae. The coding region runs from base 173 to 1504 and encodes 443 amino acids. The record is from RefSeq and is a predicted model, not a curated record.